UUGGUCCAUUUACCUGACCUUCCAAUCUUCCAAAUCCAACGGUCCACAUCGCAUCUUGCAGUUUCUCUCCAUUCUCCUAGGCAAUCAUCGCCUCUCUCUCCCCAAAUCACUCUCCCUCGCUCCCUUUUCUUCUCACCCAUUUCAGAACAAACAGACGCCCCUUUCUCAUCUCUCUCAGAUCAGAUCUAAAACGUUCUCUCUCUCUCUCUCGUCAUUUCCCUUUCUUCAAAACCACUACCAGUUCCUUCUAGAAACCAACAAUGUCUGUCACUCCGUCGUCUCGUGAGGAGAACGUUUACAUGGCCAAGCUUGCUGAGCAAGCUGAGCGUUACGAGGAGAUGGUCGAGUUCAUGGAAAAGGUUUCGGCCUCCGCUGAUAAAUCUGAAGAACUCACCGUAGAGGAGCGUAACCUUCUCUCCGUUGCUUACAAGAACGUUAUCGGCGCCCGUAGAGCCUCGUGGCGUAUAAUUUUGUCCAUUGAACAGAAAGAGGAGAGCCGUGGAAACGAAGACCACGUGUCUACGAUCCGAGAUUACCGUUCAAAGAUCGAGAGUGAGCUUUCCUCGAUCUGCGACGGGAUCUUGAAGCUGCUCGACUCGCGGCUCAUUCCCUUGGCUUCAACUGGUGACUCUAAAGUUUUUUAUCUGAAAAUGAAAGGGGAUUACCAUAGGUACCUGGCCGAGUUUAAGACUGGAGCCGAGCGAAAGGAAGCCGCCGAGAGUACUCUCACAGCAUACAAAUCCGCCCAGGAUAUUGCAAACACAGAACUCGCUCCAACUCAUCCGAUCCGUCUAGGAUUGGCUCUCAACUUUUCUGUGUUCUACUAUGAGAUUCUGAAUUCUCCUGAUCGCGCUUGCAAUCUUGCCAAACAGGCUUUUGAUGAGGCAAUUGCCGAGUUGGAUACCCUUGGUGAAGAGUCAUAUAAGGAUAGCACUUUGAUUAUGCAACUGCUCCGUGACAACCUCACUCUUUGGACCUCCGACAUGCAGGAUGAUGGAGCGGAUGAGAUUAAAGAAGCACCCAAGCCUGAAACUGAACAACAGUGAGAAUUUGAUUGGUAUAAUGAACUUCUCUUAUGUGUUUUUAAUAGGAGAAGAUGGUUGUUGUUAGUUUGUCUUGGAUAUUCGAAUCAUGGAUGUACUUACUAAGUUUUCUUCUUUUUUUAUUUUAACUUAAAAAAUUCUGUGUUUCUGAAUGUAUGUUUCUUUUCGUGGAGAUAUUGAAUCAUCUAUCUACGUGGUCUUGUUAA
Messenger RNA from Mangifera indica (mango), 1249 nucleotides. Its product is annotated as 14-3-3-like protein. The record is from RefSeq and is a predicted model, not a curated record. Bases 261 to 1046 code for a protein of 261 amino acids. The transcript is spliced from 4 exons. NCBI's taxonomy places the organism in Eukaryota, Viridiplantae, Streptophyta, Magnoliopsida, Sapindales, Anacardiaceae. Gene Ontology annotation, biological process: signal transduction. Gene Ontology annotation, cellular component: cytoplasm.